AUGAAAGGAUCGCUCUCCUGUGUGGAGAUUGUAUUGUUCUUUUUAUGGACACAUUUACACUCGCCACCACGACCGAUGCAUCUCGCCAGGCUCCCAACAUACUCUCGAGCUUUAGCACAAAUAUCAAAACAGGCGGCUCAAGGGCGGUUCAAACAACAUGUCGGUGAUGUGCGUUUCUUCCGGACCUCUCCGCCAGCCGCAGUGAAGCAAAUGCCUCCUCGCCCUACAAUAGACGACUCAGAAAUAUCCGGAAGCUAUCUCAAAGGAUCAGGCCCUGGAGGCCAAAAAAUUAACGAAUACUUCAACAAGAAGAAAUACCCCAUUCUCUACUCUAAAUUGAUAAUACACGAACACCCGUAUUCCGCGGAAGAUAAAUGUCAGAACAAAACUAAUUCCGCCGUUCAACUCAUCCAUAUACCGACAAACACCGUGGUGAAAUGUCAAGCCACUCGCUCCCAGUCACAGAACCGGAAAAUUGCCAAGCAGAUCCUAGCUGAGAAAGUAGAAUUACUUGAAAAAGGAGACCAGAGCCGUGCAGCAAUCGUAACUAAUGUGAAGAAGAAGCGGAAGGCGAGUAAGAUGAAGAAGAGUAGGAGGAAAUAUCGGGCCUUGGAAGAGGAGAAAAGGAAGAAGCAAAUAGAAGCAGGAUUAGAGGAAAACGUUUGUGAGAACGAAAUAGAUGGCACGUGUGAGACGGGUAUAAUGGAAAAGAACGACAUUAAAAUUGUUACGGAGGAAAAGUGA
Microsporum canis CBS 113480 is the source of this 744-nucleotide messenger RNA. RefSeq names its product peptidyl-tRNA hydrolase domain-containing protein. The transcript is spliced from 3 exons. Gene Ontology annotation, biological process: translational termination. The record is from RefSeq and is a predicted model, not a curated record. Gene Ontology annotation, molecular function: translation release factor activity. Lineage: Eukaryota; Fungi; Ascomycota; Eurotiomycetes; Onygenales; Arthrodermataceae. Gene Ontology annotation, cellular component: mitochondrion. Bases 1 to 744 code for a protein of 247 amino acids.